Solanum stenotomum is the source of this 656-nucleotide messenger RNA. RefSeq names its product auxin-responsive protein SAUR68-like. Lineage: Eukaryota; Viridiplantae; Streptophyta; Magnoliopsida; Solanales; Solanaceae. The coding region runs from base 116 to 550 and encodes 144 amino acids. The transcript has a single exon. Gene Ontology annotation, biological process: response to auxin. The record is from RefSeq and is a predicted model, not a curated record.
UCAACUUGUAUAAAUAAUCCCUCUUUCAAGAGCCUUUUCAUCAUCAAACACAAGCAUUAUCAAUUCAGCCAUCAAAGGUCUCUAAAUUUCUUGUUUCCAAUCUUCCGAAAAGAAAAUGGCAAUGAUCAGUACCAAGAAACUCAUCAAAAUGGUCAGGAGAUGGCAGAAGUUUGCAGCCAUGCAGAGGAAGAGGAUUUCAUUUCCAAGAGAUGACAGUUGUAGUACAUCCUCAUCGUCUAGAAUCGAAAAAGGACAUUUUGUAGUCUAUACAAUUGAUCAAAGGCGCUUCAUGAUUCCCUUGGUUUACCUAGAAAAUGAGAUCAUUCAGCAACUCUUGAACAUGUCUGAAGAAGAAUUUGGGCUUCCGAGUAGUGGCCCUAUUACAUUACCUUGUGAUUCAGCCUUCAUGGACUACAUCACUUCACUAAUCAAGAAAGGCGUAGCUGCAGGAGAUCUUCACAAAGCAUUGCUCCUCUCAAUUCCUUCAUCUUGCUGUUCGACUUCUUCUUUGCACCAAGAAAGUGGAAACCAACAGCUUCUUGUUUGUUGAGUCAUAAUCAACAUGCUAGCUCAAAAUAGUUUUUAGAUAGGGCAUAUACUGAAGAACACAAUUGUAAAGCACAUCAUACACAUUGAAUGUUAUUUUAUCAGAGAAA